This is a messenger RNA of Hippocampus zosterae (dwarf seahorse), 7680 nucleotides long. Its product is annotated as NIPA-like protein 2. Bases 116 to 1237 code for a protein of 373 amino acids. The record is from RefSeq and is a predicted model, not a curated record. Lineage: Eukaryota; Metazoa; Chordata; Actinopteri; Syngnathiformes; Syngnathidae. Gene Ontology annotation, biological process: magnesium ion transport. The transcript has 11 exons. Gene Ontology annotation, molecular function: magnesium ion transmembrane transporter activity. Gene Ontology annotation, cellular component: membrane.
GAAUACAUUUGUCCCUGGUAGUGUUGCGCUGCGGCGUGGGCAGAGGUUGCACGGCAUGGAAAGGACUGAAAAGGAGCGGCCAAAAAUGUAGAGAGGAAAACUGUGCGAGACAAAAAUGUCGAAACUAUUGUACAAUAUGAUGGCAAAUUUAAAUGUUUCGUGUGACGCUCCUAAUUUGAGUAUCGCUCUGGCUCACCGGGUUGAAGUAAUGGAAAAUCCACUUCAGGAAUAUCUCCUCGGAAUCAUCAUCUCCAUAUGUGGGAACGUCCUCAUCAGCAUUUCCCUCAAUAUACAGAAAUAUGCCCACGUCUGUCUUUCCCAGCGAGGCUCCAAGCCUUACUACACCUCUGUGCUGUGGUGGUGCGGUCUGCUUCUCAUGGGUGUUGGUGAACUGGGGAAUUUUGCAGCCUACGGCUUUGCUCCAGCAUCCCUCAUAGCCCCACUGGGAUGUGUGUCUGUCAUAGCAAGCGCUUUCAUCUCUGUGAUUUUCCUCAAGGAGACCUUGCGCGUCUCUGACGUUGUCGGUGGCACACUGGCAAUAACAGGAACCUACGUCUUGGUGACCUUUGCCCCCCACACGUCCACUCACAUUACAGCCCAUCUGGUCCAGUUCUGUGUCAUCAGCUGGCACUUCCUGCUGUACCUUAUGAUAGAGGUCAUCGCCUUUUGCAUCCUGCUCUUUCUGUACAAGAAGAAGAAUAUGAAGAAAAUUGUAAUUGUGAUGCUGCUGGUGGCACUGCUUGCCUCUCUUACAGUCAUCUCAGUAAAGGCCGUGUCGGGAAUGAUCACGGAGUCGAUAAAAGGCGAUCUGCAAUUCAUCUAUCCAAUCUUCUACAUUAUGCUCGUCAUCAUGGUGGUCUCCUGUGCCUUCCAAAUCAAGUUCCUCAAUCAGGCAAUGAAAAUGUUUGAUGCCACAGAGGUGGUUCCAAUCAACUUUGUGUUUUUUACUGCGAGUGCCAUUGUUGCAGGGAUAAUCUUUUACCAGGAAUUUGAAGGCUUGGCAUUACUGAAUAUUUUCAUGUUCCUUUUUGGAUGUCUGCUUUCUUUUCUGGGAGUUUUCCUUAUAGCCAGAAACCGGCCAAAAGUAAAGAAACAGGAUUGCAACUUUAUAGCAAUGGAAAUGGUCCCUGGAAAGAGAUGCACAGACAGAGUGCAGCCUGAGACCAAAAGUCCACCAUAUGGAUCACUGGCAGCCAAGUUCAUAUGUAACACAGGUGACCAAAUAGAAGAGUCCUAAGAGCCCUUCCAUCUGUUGACGUGAUGAUCAAGUGUGUCAACACUUGCCUCCUGCUGGGCCAAACGUGAAGGGGGCAGUAUGUUUGAAGACAUUCUCUGGACUCUGUUUAUCUGCAAGUAAGAUAAAUAGUCCACUGCUCCCAAGUGACCUGGAGCUAUUACACACUUAGCAACUCCCAAAAGUGCAACUUCAUGUGGCCUGAUGUCAGUGGUGGGCCGUGCAUUUCAACCUUAGGCCUUCAGUGACGUCACAUACAGUACAUUAACACAAUAUAGGCUUGUCGAGCAGCACAGGAGCAUUUAAAACCAUCAAGUAUGCAUCACAAUUAAGAGCAGGAAACAAAAUUUAGAUAGUCAAAAAUAAAAAGAUUUUAAAAAUACUAAAUAAAAUGCCACCCAAAUUACGCUGUGUGAUCAUAAACAAGUCUGUCCAAUAAAUUGCGCAAUGUCGCAGUUUCAUAUAAGACACCAACCACACAAUAACAAAACAAACUAUUCUUUGAAAAUAAAAUUAACAGAUCAUUUGCAUUUUGAGAAUAGGCUAUACAACAGCAAAUAACUGAAAAUGUUGAGCAGCUGAGAUUGAACGAAUUUUAGUGCAUGAAGCUGAAUACAAUGCAUUCUAUCCAAUCCAUUAUAAGUUGCAGGUGAGCUGAUUUAUUCGAUACAUUUUUGUAUCUUUGACAUUUUAUUUCCUGACCAGUAAUACUAACGAAAUAAAAUAACAAGAAGAAAUAACAAGAAGUGUCCCCAAACGUUUUUAAACGCACCGUAGCUUGUAAGUGCCCAGCCAUGCUCUGAUGUUUUCUUGCCGCCUUGGUAAAACAACUUAAAUUGGUAAAUCCAGUGGAAGGUCCGCCUUGAAAAUUGUGUGGAAAGUGCUCCUGCAACCAGAUCAAGUCUUCUCCUUCAGCCAUUUUGGGUCAAAAUGCAGCAACAGCUCUCUCUAGCGGGCGCUAAUCCAAUCACCGAACGCGCACGUCCAGUGUCGACGUAAACCAUAGGUGUCAAACUCAGGUCCUUGAGGGUCGCUGUCCUGCAUGUUUUCGAAGUCUCCCUGUUGCAACACACCUGAUUCAAAUGAUCAUAUCAUCAGAAAGCUCUGCAGAAGCCUGACACUGAACCUGUUCAUUUGAAUCAGGUGUGUUGCAACAGGGAGACUUGGGAAAACAUGCUGGGCAGCAGCCCUCCAGGACCCGAGUUUGACACCUAUGACGUAAGCCCUUCUAGCUGGCCCUGGUACGCAGACUCGUGAUCUGAUUGGCUACUGCAAGCUGACUGUGCCUGUUUAAUCUGAAUGCCCAGAGCAAGUUUAGUUUACCUGGCAACACAAGCUAUCUGAAAUUUGAUUGGUUAAAAACUCUACCAUAAUAAAAUAACAAAUUAAAUCGAUUUUAUUCUCAGAAAAGUAAAUUUAUUAAAAGUACUUUUCUGAGAAUGUUUAGGCCAGCAGAUAAGGCCUUGCUGGCCCUGACGGAACGCCACUGCCUGAUGUCAACUUGUCAAGAUAGAAACUAUGCCCAGAACUGAAACAAAGAGGGUUCAUCAAUGUGCGAUGACUGGUACAUCAAAACAAAAUGUAAAGAGGUGUGUGGAACGCAUGUCUCACUGUCUUUGGUUUGACUAAACACAUUAAUGAAAACUUGUCCCAUAUGUAAAACAUACAUUUGAACUCAAAUAAACCUCAAACCACAUUAAGACCUGAAUCUAAAGUUAAGGGUUGCUAGGAAACCAAACCCUUACUUCCCUCCUGCCACCCACACAUUAUGGGAUGGGUAUACAAGAUUUGCUGUUCAAGUAGGAGUCUGCCUUCUCUCAAAAUUGCCUCUGUUGUGUCAUAUAAUGUUAGUGGUAAGUUUGUGUUCCCACUGGUGGAUGUGAUACACGUAGGCUAAAUUGUUGGUACCCACCGCUUAAGAAAGAAAACACAACGGUGAUAACUGAAAUACUGUCAAUUCUGGGGGGCUGUUUGGGAGUGUUAUCGAGGACAAUUUUACUGUAAAUAAAUUAAAGUUGGGCACUGGUUGAUCUGGAAUUAAAACGAUGGUACCCUUACUGUAAUGUGUAAUGCACAAUGUUCUGAAGCAGUCCCUGGAAUCAAUGAUAUACAAGUCUGAUGUUCUGCUUUUCAUCAUUCGUGUGUUUUUCGAGACCUGUUUUGGAGGUCAUUCUGUUGGAGGAGCCAUGACCUGCGACUGAGACUGAGCUUUCUAACAAAAGACAGCACAUUUCUCCAGAAUGUUUUGAUAGUCUUUGUUGUACCCUGCACAGAUUCAAGACAUCUUGUGCCCAUGCAACGCUAGAGCGUAACAAAGUCUGCUCCAUGUCUCACAGUUGGUACUUUUUUUUUUUUUUUGGUGAGCUUUUUGUGAAAUAAAGGAAAAGGCACACAAACUUGAAAUUUGAAAAACACAUACAGACAAGCCCCACAAUAGAUGAGUAAACUGAAACUUUCUGGCAGGUCACAUAAUAUCUGUGUUUUUAGCCCCAGACCCCCCAAAAAAGGCAGCAUACAAAGAAGAAAGACCAACAUGCAUCCUGUGAAACACGGAGGCUCAGUUAUGUUGUGUGGCUGCUAUGUUACAACUGUCACGUACGGAAUUUGACAAAUCCCAACACUGCCCAAGCAUUCUGUGCUGACACCGCGGUAUAUGAGAGGUCUCCAUCACAAAUCAUGGUCCCAAAUGUGUUUUUGCCAUUCAUUUCUUUAAUAGAGAGGAACAAACUAUAUACUUUACUGUACGUAUAUUGUAAUCGUCCAUACAGUCAUCUACAUAGAGGGUCUUUUUAAACUAAAUUCAAAAAUGAUCUCCAGAGAGUGGCAUUUUAGUUUCAAAAAAUGUUUACAUCAAAAACAGAGUCCAUAGAAAUACAUAUACUGGAUGACAACAAAUGUAUUUCAACACACUAAAUGAAAACGGUUUGUCUUCAAUUUUCUUGAUUCUGUAGAUUUGCCUUAUGUAAAAAAUCUACAGUAUGUAUAUUUUUAAUCAGUUUAUUUUACAGCCCAAAUUAAACAUGGCAUAUGGUUUGAGUUCGAUAAUUGUACAAAGAAAGCAUCAUGCAACUUUCUUGUCUAGCAGUUCCCCAUAAAGCUAGAAGGGAAAAAAAAGCCUCCAUAUCAAGCAAGUUCUGCAUUUGUUCCACUCAAACUUCGAUGUUAAUUUUUGCAAAGCGGUACUGCAGAGACAUAGGGUUGCGUAGCAGCACCGUUCCUCUGUGUUCCAGGGGCUGACUAAUGAGUGUGUGAACCAGGCCAGUGACACUCACAAAGCCCAGAGCCUCCCCACAGCCUGCCGACAGGGAGAAGUCGGCUUGAGUCACCCAUCCAAGUGUUACUCGGGAGCAGUGAGAGGUGACACUCGGUAAGGGAUUUGGCCACACUCCCAAAACAACAUCAGAGGCGGGACAAGAUAGCUGGGGGUCAUUCGACGUUGUGGUCAUUUGUCCGGAGGUUGAGGGAGUGUCAGAAGCCACUUUCUUGGUACCCUUCUUACCACGCUUGAGCGUGCUUUUCAAGUGAUCCCUGUGGGGUGGCUCCUGGGGGGCGCUACUGCCAGGCCCUCCUCUGCUCAGCAGCUUGAGGUCAUCUGCGGUUGGCACGGACACCAUGGCAUGGAGGUCUGGUUUGCCUUUCAACAACACCGACAGACGUACCCAAACCAAGCUCAUCCCAUGACUUGCGAGGAAUGAUUUCUUUGCUGUAUGGUCCAGAGAUGGCAUUUCCCUGACACGGUACGACCUCUGACCCUGAGACGAAGUGGGUCCGCACCAACUAGAGAGAAGCCUCAAUGACUUCCUGGUCCUAGGAAACAAAAUGAUCGGAAUAAAAUUUAAAAGGGCACUCUGUUGUAAAUUUUAUCCUUUGCAUUUUAGAUUCACCAAAACAAAUUGUUGCUUCAACCAUAUUGUACUGGAUAACCAUUUUGUUGCAAGACACUUUUCUGUGCAUUUCCGGUUCAUUGGUCAGAUUUUUCCUCUUUGCCAUUAUUGAUGCCCUUCUUGCCUGUCUAUCUGGUGGCAUUUGGAAGCGUAACAGAAUCAAAAACAUGUUAAUACAUUAGAUGCUCACUGAAACAAGGGGGUGCCUGACAAAGUAGUGCUAUGAGAUGUUUUGCUGGCCAAAAAUAACCCUCAUGCAGAGAGAAAACAACUAGUUUUUCUUUUUUAACCUUUUCUCUCUGUAAGGGAGGGACGGGCAAGGAUCGAUGGAGAGUGAGAGCGAGCAGUUUGGUCAAAUUCCAAACUGUACAACCACUGAAACUCCGACUUCUACUGUAGUUGAGAAAAUGGUUGCACAACUUUCUAAAUAAAUGAAUAAACAAAGAAAUGAGACAGUACUAAUGUUGUUCGAGCUUCGUGUAGCUUCUUACACCAUUGAAUAUCAGAACAUCUUCACAAGAUGGAAAGAUGUAAUCAGCAAGAACAAAAGUGUGCUAUAUUGGUUCAAGUCAUGUUCAUUAGAUUACAGUGAGUUUGUAAAUGUCUAAAUAACAUGCAAAGUUAAACGUGUCCCUUAAGGGUCUGUGCGAAGGCAGACAUUCAUCACUGUAAAUGCUUCCCAAAGGCAAAGUCAUUACUGAAGACUCCAAACGCAUUAUAUCGAUCAACAAACCUAAUAAACUGAGUUAUUCAAGCAUAGAAAUGCCUUGUACGUUCAUAUUAAACUUCAACGGAAUAGAAAUUGCAUUUGGCACUUUAGAAACCCUCAAAAUGAAUUUGCUCUGGUCUCGAACACAAUAGGAAGCAAACUUUGCAUCAUAUUUUCAAACAGUCUUUUCCACAUACGAAACUGUCAGAAUAGUGGUGUUCACACGGCAAGAUUUGGUCCGGUGCUACGCCGGGGCUGCCCCAGUAGAGCGUUCACACGUGCAAAUUAGCUCCGGCGUUGCCCCGGAAAAGAGCUUACACCGGACAAAAUUUGAUCCACCUCAGGGAGGUGGUUUAAAAUUUUGCUCUGGAGCAAAUGCUCGUUUGCGAAGCAGCACCAAUGUAAAUUUGCACGUGUGAACGCAACUGGGUUAAAUUUGCUCCAGAGCAAAUGCUUGUGAAGAGUACGUAUGGGCAAGAAUGCGUUGCUUUCGUGCUCUGUCGGAAUUCCGUCAUGUGUUUGUUUAAUAAAGACACAAGACUUGGCUGGUAACAUCUUUCCUUUUGUAGGAGUUGUUUGUGUAGUUUGUUCCUUUGUUGUGUGUUCACAACCCCCCGCCCCCCAUAUCUAAUUUAUUUUUUGAGUUCCUCUCUUGAUUUUCUGUUUGCCGCAUUACGUGUUUGCUUUUCUGAGUAUCAUUGAAGUCAUCGUUGAUUUACGUUUUCGGGGGCGGUCACUCUCGAGCAGAAGGCACGGAGACCGAGAAGGAGAAGGACGUGCCUGUCCAGUAGUCGCUCGAGUUGUGUAUACGUUUUAAAAAGAACCAACACAACAGCUCAUUUGUUUUCUGUCGUUUUGCUCCGCUGCAGAAACUGCCGUGCGAACGCAAGCGGGGCUGCACCGACGCUGUGCCGGUGCUGACACGCUCAGCAGCUUUAUACGUGUGAACGCUCCACACAAUUUGCUGCGCAACAAAAUACAUCGGUGCAGCGCCGGAGCAAAUGUGUGCCGUGCGAACACGCCUAAUGUGUUAUGUGUUGCGUCAACGAGGAUGUUCAGAUAAAAAGAGACGCACACCCACAACUCAUCACUAAGCUGGUCUCGGAGCUAAAUUCGAGUCAAGGGACAUUUACACAUGAACACUGCAACGGUGCGAUUCAAAGGUGUGGCAUGAUAAAUGUCAGCAAAGACAACCGCUGUGUACUUUGAGUAAAACCAAGCUUGCUUGUUGGAUCAGUAGGACACGGGAACCAGGGUGAACAUUACACAACAAAUUGUCAUGGAAAACACCGAAUACCUCAGGACAGUGAAGUGUGUUUGCUGCUUGGUCACAGGGACUUGGUGAUGUGAUGUUCUCUCGACCCGCGUCGCCAUGUCAUCCAGUGAUGCGCUUUGAGCCUGGAUGCCUCCUUCACUUCCAAUAACAUCCCACUCCUCAGCCAGCUGUUGCCACGGGCAACAGAAUGGAGCCAGGCAGCCAUGUUUAAUGUAAUUGGUUCUUUUGGCAGGUGGCCGUCUAGAAUGGAGGGCAAAUGGUCAAACCCUAGUCAAACCACAAAUCCCCCAAUUUAUGAGAAAAAAGUGUGAGUGCUGAACAGCAGCUAGCAGAGGAUGACAAUCCCUCUUGAUUACCACACGCUUAUAUACAUCAGGGAACUAUCCACGUGGCGGAAAAUUGCCAUUUCAUUCAUCAAGUGACCUUUUGAACUUUUCCAACAGCUCCGACUCUUGCUCCCCCUGAAAAUGGGCCCCUGCAGGACAGUCGGGGUAAUCGUGGGGGAAGUGAGGAACGCCUUUAUUCUGAGAGUGUGUCAGACUCAUUUUUAGUCCACCAAUGCGAACAUCUCUGUAAA